GGCGUUUGACGUACUCGUUCGUAAAUUCGCUGGCGGGAGGAAGACGAGGCAGUACGUACUAGCUAAAGUGUGAUUCGUUUAUUACAUUCAGAAUAGUUAUGUCUCGAAUACUCAACUGUAUUGUAGCUGUUUGUCCAGACAUGGGAAUAGGGAAAAAUGGAAAUCUGCCAUGGCAUCCAAUAAGACUAAGUAAUGAAUUCAAACACUUUCAGAAGAUGACCAUGACCCCUUCAGCUGAGGGUAAAAAGAAUGUGGUUGUGAUGGGCAGAAAGACAUGGUUCUCUAUUCCUGCAGCAAACAGGCCCCUAAAGAACAGGACCAACGUUGUUCUCAGCAGAGAGCUCAAGACAGUCCCAGAGGGAGCUCACUACCUUGCUUCAGACUUCAGUUCAGCUCUCCAUCUGUUAGACAGCAGUGAGCUCGACAAACAAGUGGACCAGGUUUGGAUAAUUGGGGGAAGCGCUCUCUACAAGGAGGUGAUGGAGAGCUCUGGCCCCAGGCGUCUUUUUGUGACACGGGUUCUCAAACAGUUUGACUGCGACACAUUUAUACCUGACAUUAAUAUGGACAAGUACAAGCUCCUGCCCGAAUUCCCAGGUGUACCCACGGGCUUGCAGGAGGAGAAUGGUGUUCAGUAUGUGUUUGAAGUGUAUGAGAGCACCAAAGACUAAGAAGAUCCUUUAAGCAUGAUGUUAAGGUCGGAGAAGUGGCCUGGCUGGUAUUGCGAGUGCUCUGACGUGUUGCGUGGUGCAGUUUUUAUGGGAGACCUGUUUUUAAAUCAGACUUCUGUAAUUGCCUGACCCCAUCACCCCUUUUUCUCCUUCUCAUUUAUGUUUGUCACAUUUCCUGUCAACUCUUCUUAGUAAUAAAAAUGAAACGCCCAAAAAUAUGUUGCGAUUCUAGGACAGUUGAAAAAUAUGAUUUUAUGAUAAAAUUUUGUGUGUGGCCUUUUGCAACUUUAUAUACAAAGUGGAAAGUAGAUAGAAAAUCAU
Molecule: messenger RNA, 992 nt
Organism: Sinocyclocheilus rhinocerous
Lineage: Eukaryota; Metazoa; Chordata; Actinopteri; Cypriniformes; Cyprinidae
Product: dihydrofolate reductase
Exons: 6
Coding region: 99-671 (190 amino acids)
Biological process (GO): folic acid metabolic process; tetrahydrofolate biosynthetic process; dihydrofolate metabolic process
Cellular component (GO): mitochondrion
Molecular function (GO): NADP binding; dihydrofolate reductase activity
Source: RefSeq, a predicted model, not a curated record